GGGCGGGGCGGGGCGGGGCGGGGCGGGCGGCGGUGCGGCAGCGGGGCGCGCGGCGGCGGCGGACAAUACCGGGGCGGCGGCGCGGCUCGGCACCAUGCUGGCGCUCUUCAACAAGCUGCUGGACUGGUUCCGGGCGCUCUUCUGGAAGGAGGAGAUGGAGCUGACGCUGGUGGGGCUGCAGUACUCGGGCAAGACCACCUUCGUCAACGUGAUCGCGUCAGGACAGUUCAAUGAAGACAUGAUCCCGACAGUGGGCUUUAAUAUGAGGAAGAUCACCAAGGGGAACGUUACCAUAAAGCUCUGGGACAUUGGUGGCCAGCCUCGUUUUCGCAGCAUGUGGGAGCGGUACUGCCGCGGAGUGAGCGCCAUCGUGUACAUGGUGGAUGCUGCUGACCAGGAGAAGAUAGAGGCCUCAAAGAAUGAACUUCACAACCUGCUCGACAAGCCACAGCUCCAGGGCAUCCCGGUCCUAGUCCUUGGGAACAAGCGAGACCUCCCUGGUGCCUUGGAUGAGAAGGAGCUCAUUGAGAAGAUGAACCUGUCUGCCAUCCAGGACCGAGAGAUUUGUUGCUACUCUAUCUCCUGCAAAGAAAAGGACAAUAUCGACAUCACCCUACAGUGGCUUAUUCAGCACUCGAAGUCUAGGAGAAGCUGAGAUCCUGCAGACCGCAGCUCAUAUCGGGAAGAUGCCAUUGUACAAGCCCAUGCCCCCUUCUUUCUCCUGCUCUGUCCCUUCAGCUCUCUCUCUAGAUGGGUAUUUUUAGGGGACCCCAGACUCCGCUCGUGUUGAGGUGGAGCCCUUGUUUUUAUUGUAAAGAAAAUGUCCAACUCUGCCCUUCUCUCCACUCCUCUCUCUGUCUCUCCUUCCCAUUUUGGCACUGUUCUGUUGUUGUCUGUGUAUACAGUAUAUAUAUAUAUGUAUAUAUAUUUUAAUUUUUUAAUUUAAGCGAUAACGCUGUUACUAAACUGGGCCCUAUGAGCUGUAGGAAGGCUGUGGGCUCCCCGAGGGCGGCUGAGGGUCAGUGCUGUGAGGAAGAUGAGCGUGGUGGCAGAACGCAGCCCCUGGGGCAGUGGGCUGUGCCGGGCUGCAGACAGGUGCCAUGGUUCUCCUUCGCCUCUUCCCUGGGGUCCUUGCCUGUAUCUCCAGGGCUUGGGCCUCCCUGGGGGGGUCGGGAGUGCUCCUGCCCUGUCCUCGCCCUGUCUUCGCAGAAGAACAGCCCUUCCCUGUGCUUUGGCCUCCUUUGGGCAGGGCUCACCCAGGAACGCGGUGGGCACAGCCGGCUGGGGAGGCAAUGCCGUCCCUCUCCCCAGGCUCCUCUCCCUGCCUUUGGGGUUGGGGAUCUCAUGACCUGGUAAGAUCAACCUCCACGCAGUAUCUCCAGCUCCCGUACUGCUGCCCCACACCCCAUCCUCGCCGCCGUGGGCAACUUGUCUCCCUCCCCUGCGUUUCCUCCUGACCAGGGCUGGGGCAGAGUUGUGUCCAGGGCCCUCGGACUGCCCUACGCCCUGGAAAUCUGCUGUGGCACGGUGACUGCAGUUGGGGGCCGAGCCUGCCUGGGCCCCCACGCUUGGGCAGGGUGCUGCCCUGGCUGCCCUGGCGAGCCUCGGGGCAGCCGCAGUGGUAACCUAAGUGGCCUGGAGCUAGUGCAGAGGGGCCUGGUGAUGCCAGGCAGCCUCCCCCACCCGUGGAAAGCAUGGGGACAGCCCCUAGCCUCCCCCUGCCCCAGUUGCUCCACAGGUAUGUCUCAGCCUCACGUAGCCCACCUUCUCCGGGCUGCCACGAUUGCUUCUGCAAGCCAAAAGGCAUCACCCUGCCCCUGGCUAGAGGCUGCUGGUUUCUGAUCUGGUUGAACACAUCAUGCGGGGGGGGGGGGGCGGGUAGAGGAGGUGGCACUUUUCCCCCUGUGGAUGCAGGACCCUGAGGACAGUGCUCCGGCGUGUGCCCUGCUCCCUGUUGCCGUAUGCUGCCAUGCUGGAGCUGGCUCCUGUGCCUGCCCGGGGUGUCCUGGCUCCGGAGGGAGCUACCGUGCCCUCGGGGCCCGAGGGCAGUGAGGUGGAGGGGACAGCAGGGCCAGUGGGUGUCAGUGUUUGGUCCCUUCCAGCACAUGGGGAAAGAGUGAGAGGAAACCCAGUCUCUGGGAUGGGUCAGAGAGGCUUUGCCUGUCUGUGCUGUGUGCUGAGUUGCUGGGUCUCUGCACAGCACAGCCUUGGGGCCUUGCCAGGUUGCGUAUGGGCCAGUUUGGGGGUGGGGGGGACACAUAGCUGGGCCCUUUUGGUGGGAUGGGGGCAGGGGGAGAUACACUGAUGCCAAGAGGUGAGGGUGCUUAAGUGGGGUCAGAGCUGUGGCACGGUGGAGGGGCACCUGCCUCUCUCCAGCUCAGGGCUGGGGGGAGAGGGUGGAGGUAACCUGGAGGCCGUUGCAUUCCCUUCCUGCCUGUAUUUUGCUGAGAGGCAGCUUGCAGCCAGCACGGGAGGCUGCAGGGUCCCUCUCGGAGCCCUUUUCCCUUACGUGGACUGGCUCCUGGGGGCGGCAAGGCUGUGAUGUUCUCUUCGGUUCUUAUUUUUGCAGAAUUGCACAAAGAGAGGUUUCCUUUUUCUUUUCUUUUCUUUUUUUUUUUUAAUUUAAUGAAUUGUAAAGUGUUGUCAUCCCCCCUCUUUUUCUUUUUUUUCUUUUUUUUUUUAAGAGAGAUUUUGGCUCAGAUUUGACCUCUGUUGGGAAAUGAUUCUUGUAACUGUACAUUUUUUUUUGCCUCCUAAUAAUAAUAAAUUAACAAUUUUGCGUUGG
Messenger RNA from Dromaius novaehollandiae (emu), 2785 nucleotides. RefSeq names its product ADP ribosylation factor like GTPase 8A (gene ARL8A). The transcript has 7 exons. The record is from RefSeq and is a predicted model, not a curated record. Gene Ontology annotation, cellular component: lysosomal membrane. Gene Ontology annotation, biological process: protein transport; anterograde axonal transport. Lineage: Eukaryota; Metazoa; Chordata; Aves; Casuariiformes; Dromaiidae. The coding region runs from base 95 to 655 and encodes 186 amino acids. Gene Ontology annotation, molecular function: GTPase activity; GTP binding.